Molecule: messenger RNA, 921 nt
Organism: Hepatospora eriocheir
Lineage: Eukaryota; Fungi; Microsporidia; Hepatosporidae
Source: the annotation of a GenBank genome assembly
AUGACUGAUAAAAUGAAUUUGUAUUUUGAAAAGAGAUUGUGGUAUGAAUUGGGAAAUGAGAUUAUAGAGAAUAUAAACAAGGAUUAUAGGAUAUCUUAUGACUAUCUUAUGAAAUCACACAAGUUUAUCCAUCCAAUUACAUUAACUAAAAUCCUCUGUGAAAUGAUUAAAAUAUCACAAGGAGAUCCAAAAGAAAUCUAUGAAAUUAUCAAUAGCAUUGAAGAUCACCCACAACUGGUUCUUUCAGUCAAAAUUCACUAUUUACUUGUCUUAAUUAGAAAUGAUUUAGUUAAUUUUAAUGAAUCAGAUGUCUAUUUAAUACUUAAUGAAAAUCUUAAUAGUGAGAAUAACAAACUUGCUAAGGCUUUAGCAUUUAAUUAUUAUGUUAGUAUAGAAAACUACGAUGAGGCGCUUAAAUAUGUAUGUGAUUCAGAACACAUUGAUCCUUACAACUUAUGUUUCUCUUGUUUAAGUUCGUUAAGUUAUUUUAAUUUCUUAGAAAUAAUUGAUUUGAAUAUUUUUAAUUCAAUGAGAGAUUGUGAAAUUAAAAGUUUAAUUCAGAGACUGGCUGAUAAUGAUUUUAGAAUACCAGAUUUAUCAAUUCAUAAUCUCAAUUCUGAUACAAUUAAUAGAAAGUUUAAAAUACUACAAAUUACCAGUCUUAUUAGGGCUUAUUCAUCAAACAUAAUUUCAUUUGAUUAUUUAACUGAUAAUAUCCAGGUUUCUGAAAAUGAUUUAAUUAAACUUCUUAUGAUUGCUAUUGGCGCUAAAGUAAUUAACGGUUGGAUUGAUCAUGAAAGUAAAACAUUUAAUUGUAUUUCACUAUCUCCCAUCAAAUUAAAAGCUGAAGAUGUUGUGAGAAUUAAAGAUAGAUUUAUAGAACUUAGAGAUAAAGUUAAUCAUGUAAUUAACUUACUCUAA